Periophthalmus magnuspinnatus is the source of this 8779-nucleotide messenger RNA. RefSeq names its product solute carrier family 9 member A1a (gene slc9a1a). Gene Ontology annotation, molecular function: sodium:proton antiporter activity. Lineage: Eukaryota; Metazoa; Chordata; Actinopteri; Gobiiformes; Gobiidae. Gene Ontology annotation, cellular component: membrane. The transcript has 12 exons. The record is from RefSeq and is a predicted model, not a curated record. The coding region runs from base 762 to 3080 and encodes 772 amino acids. Gene Ontology annotation, biological process: sodium ion transport; proton transmembrane transport; regulation of pH.
GCGUAAGGGCUGCGUUUGAAGGUUGCAUGCGGCUAAACACCGCUGUAAACUGGAGCAGACCCCACUCGGUCAGCUGCGAGCGGAGACGCCUUCAACAGACACAGCAGCACAUCACCUGGGUGUCUCUUCUUGUCUGUCUUCCUGCUCAGCUCAACUCUCUCCCAACACAAGAUCUUGUCCUCUCGGCUCUGAAACACCCUGGAAAUGCCGCAUACCUGGACAGAAUUACUCAAAAGUUUACACUGACUGGGCACUGGAGGAAAAUGCUCAUUGACAGCUGUGGGUUUUCUCUCUCAAGGUCAACAUUUGAGCACGGCCGCUUUACGCACGACUUUCUUUGCUCGUGGACAGCGGGGGGAGAGGCGCGGAUGAGAUGCCGCCUUGCCUUUGCUUGCCCCCGGCAUCAACAAUGACAUCUUUUACAGAGGAAGACGUUGAUAUGCACUGAGACGCGGGACAGAUCAACACCAGUGCGCCAUCAAAACAAAGACGAGACUGACUUUAACCAACUGAGGAAAUCAACUCCGCUGGCGUUUCCUGCUUUCUUUCCCCCACGGCCUGUGUGCGCAUUGUUUACCUGAGCAACCUGGACCUCUCUGACAGUUCAAACAGCAUUUUCAACAUAAACACACAUCUGUUUAGCAUGCUCGAUCAGUGCGCACGUUACCAAGACAGCAGCCUGUUCCAAAGUUACAAACAAACCGGCUGUAACUCCAACUUGUUUGAACUUUUCUUUUAACCUUUCUUUUCGUCGGUUCAGCAUGUGUACACGGACUUUUUGGUCCAGCCCUGGGAGGACUUCCCCAGCGGAGACAGGGCUGCUCUUGGUCUUAGUCCUGGUGCUGUUGGAGGGCUCCGUGCUCCACGCUGUAGCCGGAGCCAGCUCCAGUGCCGCGGAUGUGACCAACCACCACGCUCCUACUAACGAGUCGGGCCAUCAGAAGAAGCCUUUCCCUGUGCUAGAUCUCAACUACGAACACGUCCAGACCCCGUUUGAAAUCUCAUUAUGGGUGCUGUUAGCGUCUUUAAUGAAAUUAGGCUUCCAUUUGAUCCCGCGCGUGUCCAACAUCGUCCCAGAGAGCUGCCUCUUGAUCGUGGUGGGCCUGCUGGUGGGGGGCCUCAUCAGACUGGCUGGAGAAGAGGUACCGCCGGUCAUGAACGCGGAGGUCUUCUUCCUCUGCCUGCUACCUCCCAUCAUCCUUGACGCCGGCUACUUUCUACCCAUCCGCCCCUUCAUGGAAAACCUGGGAACGAUCCUGAUGUUCGCUGUGGUCGGAACUCUGUGGAACGCCUUUUUCAUCGGGGGCCUGCUUUUUGCUGUGUGUCAAAUCAACCCGGGUUAUCCGUUAGAACUUCACCAAUUAGAGCUGCUUCCUUGUUUGCUGUUUGGGUCCAUAAUAUCGGCGGUGGACCCGGUGGCAGUGCUGGCAGUUUUUGAGGAGAUUCACAUUAACGAACUCUUGCACAUUCUGGUGUUUGGGGAGUCGCUGCUCAAUGAUGCUGUCACUGUGGUGCUGUACCAUCUUUUUGAGGAGUACGCAGGGGCUGGCACUGUGACAGUACUCGAUGGCUUCUUGGGUAUCAUGUCCUUUUUGGUGGUGGCGCUGGGUGGAGUUCUGGUUGGAGCCAUCUACGGUCUGCUGGCUGCCUUCACCUCACGCUUCACUUCCCACAUGAGAGUCAUCGAGCCGCUGUUUGUGUUUGUGUACAGCUACAUGGCAUACCUGUCCGCUGAGAUGUUCCACCUGUCAGGCAUCAUGGCAUUGAUUGCAUGUGGCGCUGUCAUGAAACCCUAUGUGGAGGCCAACAUAUCGCACAAGUCCCACACAACGAUCAAGUAUUUCCUGAAGAUGUGGAGCAGCGUCAGUGAGACCCUCAUCUUCAUCUUCCUGGGAGUCGCGACAGUGGAUGGCAAACACCACUCCUGGAACUGGGUCUUUGUCACCGCCACUGUCAUCCUCUGUCUGGUUGCAAGGGUCAUGGGUGUGGUUGGUCUGACCUACAUCAUCAACAAGUUCCGCAUUGUAAAACUGACUACCAAGGAUCAGUUCAUUAUCGCCUACGGUGGCCUGCGGGGGGCUAUUGCCUUCUCUCUGGGUUUCCUGCUCGACGAAGUGCAUUUUCCCAAGAAAGACAUGUUCCUCACUGCCAUCAUCACAGUUAUUUUCUUCACUGUGUUUGUUCAGGGCAUGACCAUCAAACCUCUGGUGGAGCUACUGGCAGUGAAAAAGAAACAAGAGGCCAAGCGUUCCAUCAAUGAGGAGAUCCACACACAGUUCCUGGACCACCUCCUGACCGGAAUUGAGGACAUCUGUGGCCACUACGGACAUCACCACUGGAAGGACAAACUGAACCGCUUCAAUAAAAAGUAUGUGAAGAGGUGCCUGAUCGCAGGAGACCGCUGUGAGGAGCCACAGCUUAUAGCUUUUUAUCACAAGAUGGAGAUGAAACAGGCCAUUGAGUUGGUGGAGAAAGGAGGAGCCAAGAUGCCCGCUAUACCCUCUACUGUGUCCAUGCAGAACAUACAGCCCAAGAAAGCUGUACCCCAAGAGAGGAUGCUGGGCCAGCUGUCUAAAGGAAAAGAGGAGGAGAUCAGGAACAUCCUACGAACCAACCUUCAGAGGACACGACAGAGGCUCCACUCGUACAACCGACACACUCUGGUGGCUGAUCCUUUUGAAGAUGGUGUUAUUCUCAGGAAAAAGAAUGUGAUGGAGAAAAAGAUAAAGGAGAUGAACAACUAUCUAACUGUCCCCGCCGCUCCUCCCGAUUCCCCAACCAUGUGUAGAGCCAGACUGGCCUCAGACCCGCAGGCCUACAGCAUGAAACCCACUGCGGACGACGUGCCCACCAUCCACGUGGACCUAGCCUCCCCUCAGUCUCCAGACUCGGUCAAUCUUGUGGACGAGCUGAAAAAAAAGAGUGAGCCUACAUCAGAUGCAGACGAGGGGCUCGUCAUGAGAGCCCCCUCCCAAAACCGAUCUGAGGAGUCUGACCGGGAGCAGCAGAAACUCAUGAGGUGUUUAAGUGACCCGGGCCCCAACGCAGAUGAAGAUGAGGACGAGCCCUUCCUGCCAUAGGACGCUUAUUGAGGAGCGAUGUGUUCAGUGCACUCACCUUGAUCUAGUAAUUCACGCCAAAAACACUGUACAAACUGGUUUGGAAGGAGAGACACUAUACUGCAAAAUGAGUAGUUCAAAUUACUUGAAUUCAGGCUGUUAAUCUUGUACAUUUGUUGAUUUUAGUAGUUUAUGCUAGUUGGAUUUGUUUUUCAAGAUGGAUCCAGAUUAUUUUAUCACUUCUGUUUGCCUUAUUGAUCCAGUUCAGUACAUUACUUCUUAAUCAAAUAUAGGAAAAAUGCACUUAAGCAGAUUUAUUCAUUGAAUUAUUAAAAUUUACAUUUUUGGAUAUCUCAGAUCUACUCUGAAAUGCCACGAAGUUAAACAAAAAUUUUCCACGCGCAAAAAUUCUGACCUAGUCAAAUUUACUCAAAUUCUGAAUUCAAGUCAUUUUAACUAAACUAGAUUUCAAAUUUUACUGUGUGUUUUAAUAGACAGGAUGGGGAAGGCCUGUCAGAUUGAAAUUCAGGAAAGAACUAUGCAUUACCAAAGGUUUGGACUGUUUUACUCUCAUCAGUGACUUUUAAUUUCCCCAUUAUGGGUUCUUUAAUGUAUCAACAAUAUAUUAUAACUGCUGUAAAUGCAAAGUCCACCUUUAAAACCGCACGUUGAGUUUGGCCCCACGUUUAACACAAACUGCUGGAUAUCCAAACAUACAGUGCAGUGUAGCUACUAGUUCAACUGUUUUGCCUUAUUUUAAGUGUAAUUUUCACUUGGUGCAAUUUGCUUAUUCUAAUUAAACAUGUUUAAUUUCAGGGGUGUUUGUUAACAGAUACCAAGCAUUCUGUUCUGUGCGAGUGUUGAGGAACUUCAGACAAAGAUAUAUUUAUUGGGAAAAGAACCACACUUUUUAUAGUUGUGCUUUCAAACUAGUGGCCUUGUGGCAGAAAUAUAAGCUUUGUGGGCACCCUUACUUUAAUUUCAAGGGUAAUUGUUGUUGGAAAUGCGCUCGUGAGAUGUGCUAGGAAUGCUUUGGGAGCUCAUUAAAAGGCAGUGAUGCAGCACAGAUGUUUAGAUGUCAGUUAGCUGUUCGAUUCCCCGUACUAAUCAUUUGUCAGAAUAUCUCUUUGAUUUUUCUAACAGCCUUAAGUAGGAGUUUUAAGUGCCCCUUUAGUAUUUUUUUAACUUUUGAUUUUAUUAUCUCCAAAUAUUUUUUAUAAGUGCUUUAAAUUUUAUCAUUCAGGGUUAAUUUACGGGCGAUUACAUAAAGCAUUUGUGUCUUACAUCACUGUUUUAUACAUGAAUAAAUGCUGGCGUAUAGUUGGCAAAAAAUGUACAUCUAUGCACUAAAGAAAAAUGUAAAUGUUAUAUAUUACGCUAUAUAUUUAUUAAAACCCUUUAAAAUCUAACUAUUGUAAUUAGAAAUAACACGUUUGCACAUCAAUACAUGAACUAAAACCUCCAUAGGCCUAUUUUGUUGUAUUCGUCUUGCUAAUAUGCAUGUCUUUGCAUAGCUGCUCUGUAAAUGGAAACAAAAAAGUGUUAUAGCUCUAUGGGAAAUACUGUAUUGCGCUAACUUGGCAAUCAAGUGUUAAACUCACACCAACCACUGUCAUACUUCUACUAUCUAUCAAUCGAGACAUUUAAUACUGUGCAUAUUGAUACACAGCUAAAUUAGUUUUAAGAUCUAAGCUCUAAAAUACUAAAUGAAUUUAAACAACACAUUUUCAGGAGCCUGUGGCCAAUACAAGCAUUUAUGGUCCUGUUUAGGUGUUUGAUUUUCAACAAAAAGGUGACAGUAAUUCAUUGAAAAUCUGGCUUGUCACUGUAAUGUUAUGUGACACUACUUGCUUACUUGUUUAGAGAUAAACUGAUAUGUUUUUUCAUGGCUAAUGCUGCUGAUACGAUUAGAAUCCAGAGCAACUGAUGGCCGAUCAGAUCUGCUGAUAUUUUUUUGGACCGAUCUUAAUUAUUUUUGCCAAAUUGCAUUAUUUUUAUCUACAACAAACUCGCCUACAGUCUCUUUUUACCACAAACCUUUUCAAGAGGGCCACGUACUCACAUUUUGAGCAGUUGUCUAUUUGCAUUAAAGUGUUCAAAUAAAGCUUUGAGUGUACUUAUUAGGAAGCCAAAACAAAAGGACAAUAGCCGAUUCACUAAAAAGUCCUGAUAUCACCCGAUACAGCGACCGACUGAUAUACUGGUCUAUCUCUAGGCUUGAUUAAGUGUACAAAUCAGCUCAUCUGUUGUAGUUCUAGCUAAAUCAGUUCUUUAUGGUCAGACUGUGUGAAAACAAAGAUUAGAUUAAAGAUUAACCAAAACCUUUAAGCGAUACAUUAUUGCCCACAUCUCAAAGGUAGUAGAACAGUGAUUUAUGGCACCAUAUUAUAAUCCAAAAUGGAAUAUACUUUAGUUCUUCUGUGAUGAUAAUGGGUAUGUCAGUUUUACCAAAUUGCUGUCUUCAGUUGAAAUAUAAGUAGAACAUUCCAGUUUCAUGCUGCUUUUGAGCUAUUAGUGGCCAUUCAAUGCUUUCUUGCCCUUUAAAGUGUUGCCUUACAUUUUGAAGAUUCACAUUACCCUGGAAGGGAGAGCGCAGGACGAUAGGUUGUUCCAGAUCCUUAAAUUACGGUUUUGCCUAUUUUACGAUGGCUAAAAAGGCUUUUUGGUUGUGAGAAUAUGUCAUGUUUACUCGACAAACAGACUGCACGAUGCUUCACCUCCACAUUUCUUUAAGGAUAAUGGAGCUGACAGCAGAGGCAGAGGGGCAGACAGUAAUUUCCCUGUCUAGCUCAAAUUGAAUUUUCUCAGUCUCCUGCAUGUGUGUGUCAAAGUGGCAGGCUGGUCAUGACUCACCAAAACACAUGCGAACUUCUUUUAACCUUAGUCUAACCUUUUCCUGUUUGAGAUUUUGUGAAAUUUAUAUCAAAAUGUAUCUGCAACUGUGAGCACUUCUACCAAAUCGACAUAAUUGAAAUGAUUAAAACAGGAGUGCCAGUUUAAAUUCUUGCUAAGGAUGAGUGUAGGCUUUAAGAAUACAAAAAUAUUUAUAUGAAAGAGUGCAUAUUCUGUAAGAGCAUUGUAUUUUUCAUAUUACUGAAUGGACUAGUUGUUUACCGGAUAUUGUAAGAGGAGAAUGGCGACCAAAAUUAAUGUUCAUACUUAUUAUAUUAUAAAUGAUAUUAUUCCAAAGACUGUAUGAGAGAUAAAAACUAUUUUCAUACUUUUAAUUUCUGAUUAUUAACUACAUGUCAUGUUGAAACACAAUGUUGUUAUGUGUUGUGCAAAGCUCUGAAGCCAUACAGCCUGCUGAAGAACUUGUGUCAUUGUAUUCUGUGUUUUGGGGUCUAAUGAGAUAGAUUUCAAUUCUUUAUGCUGCUGUGGUACAUUUUCAGAAUGUCUUGUCAACAUCCUAAAGGUGCGCUAAGUAACUUUUUCUGGUAGGGGGUUUGCUACCUGCUGGUCUCCAUGUAGAUAUUGUUACUUUGCCUGGAAUAUUUCACAGCAUGGCAACACAUCUUUUUUUUUCUUUUUUUUUUUUUUUUUAAUUCAGCUACGUGCGUUUAUUGCUAAAAGAACACCCUGAAUACCCUGCAUUGUUACUGUGAGGGAGAUCAUCUCUCCACAGAUCUAACCUAUAACCCGUUUGUCACCUGCUUGUCUAAGUUUUAUAGCAUACGGUGGAAGAUUCAAGGCAAAGCAAUAACAUGGUUUAGCAGGUGGCAGACUCCAUCAGAAAAGUUACACUGUGCAAUUUUAAAGAGGGGGUAUUAUGCAAAUUGCCUUUUUUUUAAGCUUUCUACCAUGUUAUAACGUUGUUUUCUCAUCAAAAACAUGCCUGAAGUGGUUUUAGAUGUCAUCCACACAUGUUUUGAGUAAUUUAGCAACCUAUUUGAACCCUGCUUAUGGUUAGCUGUAAAAAUCGGUCCAAUGCUCCGCCCACAAGCCUACAUUAUCCAUGCUCCCUCAUGACAAUUCUCCAUAAAUAUACAAAAGCAUGAUACAAAACAAUACACUACAGCUUUACAAACCUGAUUCGAUGUGCAGUAGUUUUAUUAACACUGAUUGUACUGUGGAAUGUGCACACUAAAAGGUAACAUGGUGAUCUAAACAUGUUAGCAGUUAGUGUUAGCAGUUAAUACCCCAUAGAAGUAAAAUACCCCCUCUUUAAAUCAUGUUUGAGCUUUACAUUAUUUGAUUGUUUUGUUAAUUCUUUACAACACACGUCAGAGUCAGUUAUUUUUCUCAUGUUUACUCUAUCCAUGAUUUACAAAACAGGACUGUUGCCAUAGCAGUCAACAAUUUCACACUAAAUAUUUCUCUUGAAUGGUUGAAAGUCCUCAAAAUGUCAACAGGAAUCUGAAACCCAUGAAUAGCUCUCCCGGAAGACUCUUCUCUCAAUAAUGGCGUUUUAUCUGUGCCGACUGAUUGUAAAGAUGCCGCUCAGAAAGUCGACACGCUGCUUUUUACAUUUGAAUGGUUUCACAUAACAAUGUCAAUAAAUCAUUUACAAUCGAUAUCUGUAGGCAUCGGAGAGGAGCACGGUUACACUUGCGGUAAAGGAAGACUACUGCUGUUAUUUUAGGCUCAUGUCUGAUUGUUUUAAGGCAGCUAUUAUGUUCUGUUUUUGUUUACCGUUUUAAUAUGAUUGUGCAUGCAUUCUGGUGUCGUCAAUGCAACAGUUCAAUGUGUUAUAUUGAGCUAACAACAGAAUGGAAACCAAUCAUCUCUUCAUACUGUCAGUGCCUGGCUACACAACAUUAACAAGCCUAUUAGUGUGUCAGAAUACAUUUGUACAAUUAUGCUCAGGUAAAGUUUGUCAAAUUAUAUAAAAACAAGGUUCCCACGCUUUCUGGAAAAUGUGGAAAUGCAUGAAAAUAUCCUGGAGAAUAUACAAUUUGUCCUGGAAAAUGUCUCCAUGUUGCUUUGCUGUAUUAUCGGAUAUCAGAUUAAUAGAGACUUUUACUGCCCCUUAUUACUUAUUACUGCCAAUUAUUAGAGCUAAAAUCCGCCAAAAUGCAGGAAAUUACACCUAUUUUGUACAUCUGUUUAUAGAUGCCAUGAUUACUUACCUAAACAUGUCCUGGAAAAGUCUGGAAAUGAUUUCAAGCAAACUGUGGGAACGCUAAAAAAAAACUAAAUUACCCAGCUGUUUUACCAGUACAAGUUUUCAGUAAAAGUAUCAGUUAAAUUACAAAAGAAAACUGACACAGAACACCCUUCGACACAAAUGAACCUUUUUUUUUGGCUGUAAUUGCAUCCAGUUCCACGAACACAACCACGUCAUCCCAUAAUGAGUGUGUGGUGUCAGUGCACACCUAAAGACUGGCCUUGUUUACCUCUUCUCUUUACCACACCUGCCCUCUCUGAUGCACUCUUGUUUAGACCAUCCAGCACUUUAUUUAAUCCCUUUAUUUCACAACUGCUUGAGUCAGCCAUAAACGGCUUUAAUGAGGAUGAAUUUGACGAUGGGCCUUACAUACAGACAAUAGAGAUGGAAUCAUAAUGGCUGCCAUGACAAGGUUGUUUCAUGUUUUGUCUACUGUAUGGAUCACUUUCACAUUUAUGUAAUUUGCAAUAAUAUAUUUAUUUAAUGUGGGGAAAUAAAAUGUAUAUAAUAAAUGUACAGAGCUUGUUCAUCAAUUUGCAUUCAAGCUUUCCAUGUUCACAAUCACCAAAUUAAACUAUUUACAAGACUGUAAAAUAAAGAUUUUACUUUAUAA